Pseudogymnoascus verrucosus is the source of this 1653-nucleotide messenger RNA. RefSeq lists its product as uncharacterized. The transcript is spliced from 2 exons. The record is from RefSeq and is a predicted model, not a curated record. Lineage: Eukaryota; Fungi; Ascomycota; Leotiomycetes; Thelebolales; Thelebolaceae. Gene Ontology annotation, molecular function: protein binding. Bases 126 to 1574 code for a protein of 482 amino acids.
CGUCUGCCUGCCAACACCAGCGUUGUUUAUGCACCAUCAUUUAUUGUCAUGGUCUCUUUAAAACCACCCAUCAUCCACUGCUGCUGCUGAUCAUAGUAACCAUCCCACUGUUGAUCACAGUAGCCAUGGAUUCUCCAUCUCUCGUCCGACAGAUGCCCCUCGAGGUCUUCCUCCAGGUAUCAUCUUAUCUCUCCACUCCCGAUCUUGGUUCACUGCGCCUUACCUGCAGGUACGCCGAAGCGUCGCUCUUCGAAACGUUUGGCAGGGAAUUCUUCAGCAAGAGGCAGUUUAUGCUUUCCGAGACAAGCCUGCAGGUUUUGAUCGACAUAUCCAACCACCAGAGACUGUCACAGUUUCUAAGUCACGUUAUUAUCGGCCUGGAUAACUUCAAAGACUGCCACUAUCCGCCUAUUCGCAGCCAAAAUGCACGCGCAGACCGAUACGACGCCGGACUCGCUGAUGAGCAAGCCCUGUUGAGUACAGGACAAGACCGGGAUAUGCUAUCCCAAGCCUUCCGGAAUCUGCCUAAUCUCCAAACAGUAGGGCUGAGGGACUACAGCUCGGGAGGGCGCGUCCGCGAUAAUGGCCAAUGGCACAGCUACGGCGCUACUACUAUAUUCCAAGAAGUAGGAAUUCGCUUGCUCGAUAGCCGUGGCAUGUACGCAACAGAAGAAGAUACUCGCUUUGCCAGUCGAACUCUCUCGUCGAUUCUGUACGCGCUGGGCCAAUCAGGCGCCAAGCCGCAAGCCUUCGAGAUUUUAUUGAGAAAAGCGGCCUUGGGGCUCCCUUACAAUGCCUUCGAGAUACGCAAAUUCUUUGAACCUUCGGUCACACCUGUCUUAUCCAGCCUCAAGACGCUUCUCUUGACUAUUGCCCCUGAGUUGCCCGAGGUCGACAACGGGACUGACGAUGACCCAGGCGUGGAACAUCCCGAUUUCCCCCUCAGGCGCUAUCUCUGCCAGACCCCCAAUCUCACGCAUCUCCGCCUCAAUUUCCUGUCUGCGCUUCAUUCCGAACCCCAACGAUUCAUGGUCUGGCUGGGCCGUCCCGUAGUCCAUGCCGGCCCCGUGAAUCCGUCCCCAGGACCUCAACUACCCAAGUCACCAGACCCAGUUGCGUUUUCCCACCUCCGAAGGCUGGAUUUUGGGAUGCUUACCAUAUCACCCCGUGUUCUGCUUGCUAUUAUCCAUAAGUUCAAGCCAAGCCUACGGUCGCUCAGUCUCUGGAAGAUAGACCUGAAGCCUGAGUAUCUGGAGCGACAAGAUGGGAAGAGAGUCGCCGUGUGGCCCAAGUUAUUUGCCAAGCUCCCAGGCCUAGACUAUCUCUCUGUUGGCUGUAUUGGUCAAGUGGUUGGGACUCGGCACAUGCGGGUGGGAUUCAAGCUUCCGCCUGGCCAAUCUGGAGAGCCUAACGUUACAAGGGUGUGCUCUGUACACAGCGACAUGGUGACUUUCGUGAAUAAUCUCAUAUCGGAUGUGGUUGUGACUACGCCAGAUGGUGAUAGUCUUAGUGACGAUGAGUCCAUGUCAGAUUAUAGUGGUGAUAGUGACACUGAUAUGGAUGAUGACGAAUGAAAAACAAUUCUCGUGCUGUCUCUAAUUAAUCAAGGUAUAAAAUAGUAGCAUUUAAAACAACUAUUGCUAAAAUGAAGGU